AUGACGGUAACAGUGACGGUAAUGGUUACGGUUACGAUUACCGUAAUGGUUACGGUUACGAUUACCGUAAUGGUUACGGUUACGAUUACCGUAAUGGUUACGGUAAUAGUGAUUGUGAUUGUAACGACAACGGUAAUGGUAACGGUUACUGUAACAGCGAAGAUAAUGGCAACUAUCACGGUAACGAUCACUUUAACGAUUAUGGUUACGAUAAUGAUAAUCACAAUGGUGACAAUGACAAUAAUGGUAAUUGACGGUGAUAGUAAUGGUUAUGCUAACAGUUACAGUGAUGGUGAUAGUAACGGUGACGAUAACAGUAUCGAAUACGGUAGCAGUAAUGGUAAUAGUAACGAUAAUGAUAACAGUGUUUGUAAUGAUAAUGGUGACGGUAACGGUGACGAUAACAGUAUCGAAUACGGUAGCAGUAAUGUAACGGUGACGGUAAUGGUAACAGUGACGGUAACGACAACGGUGACAAAAACAUUCACGAUAACGGUGAUGAUAACGGUAAAAGAACAUAAAAGUAACAGUAACUGUAAUAGUGACGAUGGCAAUAAUGAUUAUGGUAAUGAUCACUGUAACUGUGACGAUAAUAGUAAUAGUAACGACGAUAGUAACAGUGAUGAAAAUGAUGACGGAAACGAUGACAAUGACGAUAACGAUGACGGUGAUUGUAAAAGUGAUGGUGACGGUAACAGUGAUGGUAACGAUAACGAUGAUGGUAAUAAUGGGAGUAAUGGUCACAGUCACAGUCACGCUGAUGGUAACGGUGACUAUAACAGUGACACUAAUGGCUAUGAUAACGGUAAUGAUAACGAUUAUGGUAACAAUGACGGUGAUGGUAACAGUUACAAUAACGGUGACGGUAACGUUGUCGGUAACAGUAACAUUUAUAGUGAUGGUAAUGGUAACACUCUCGGUGAUGGUCACAGUAACAAUUAUGGUGACGGUAAUGGUAACAAUAACGGUAGUAAUAAUGGUGACAGUAACGGUAACAAUAACGGUGACGGUUAUCGUAAUGAUAAUAGAAACGAUGACUGUGACAAUAACAGUAACCGUGAUAGUAAUAGUGAUGUUAAUGGUUAUGGUGAUGGUAACGGUAAUGGUAACAAUGAUGGUGAGAGUAAUGGUAAUUGUAACGGUGACGGUUACAGUAAUGGGUACAAUGGUAGAAACAGUAACAGUGGUGGUAAUGGUGACGGUCACUGUAACGGUAAUGGUAUCGGUAAUGGUAACAGUGAUGAUGGUAACAGUAAUGGUCAUAGCCAUAGUAACAGUAAUGGUGACAAUAACAAUCACGAUUACGGUGAUGAUAAUGAUAAUAGUGACGAUAAAGGCAACAGUGACUGUAACGGUGAUAUUGACGAUAAUAGUGAUGAUAAUGGUAACAGUAACGGUAACAAUGAUGGUAACGGAAAGGGUGAAGAUAAUUGUCAUGAUGACUGUAAUGGUGAUGGUGAAGGUAACGAUAACAGUCACGACAACGUAUCGGUAACAGUGACGAUAACGGUGAUGGCAAUGGUGAUGAUAAUGGAGACGGAAACGAUGACGGAAAAUGGUGAGGGUCACUGUAACGGUCAUGAUAACGGUAACGAUGACGAUCAUGGUAACGGUCACUGUAAUGGUAAUAGUGACGAUUACGAUAAUGGUGAUGGUAACGGUGACUGUAACGAUGAUAAUAACAGUAACAGCAAUGAAAACGGUAACGGUGAUGGUGACGGUAACAGUGGCGGUAAUGGUUACGGUGAUGGUAACGGUAACGACUAUAGUAACGAUGACGAAAAUUAUAACUUUCACGGUAACGGUUACUUUAAUGGUUAUGGUUAUGGUAACGAUAAUCGUAACGGCCACGGUGACGAUAAUGGUAAUUGUAACGAUGACGGUGAUGGUAACGGUUAUGGUAAAAGUUAUGGUCAUGAUGACGGUAACGGUCACGGUAACGAUGAUGAUAACAGUAUCGAAUACAAUACCAGUAAUGGUAAUGGUGACGAUACCUGUAUCGGAGAUGAUAGUAGUAAUGGUAACGGUAACGAUAAUGAUAACAAUGUUGGUAAUGGCAACGAUGACCUUGAUAGUAAUAGUGAUGGUAACGGUGAUAGUAACUGUAACGAUGAUAGUAACGGUGAUAGUAACAGUAACAGUGAUGGUAAUGGUAAUGGUGAUUGUGAAGGUGAUGGUAACGUUUAUGGUGACGGUGACAGUAACUGUAACGGUGAAGGUAACAAUGACGAUAACGGUAACGGGGACGGUCAUCGUAACAAUAACAGGGACGGUCACCGUAAUGGUAAUGGUGACGAUAACGUUCACGAUUAUGGUAACGAUAAAAGUGAUGGUAACGAUAACGCUAACAGUGAUGAUAACGGUUACGAUAACAGUGAUGGUUAUUGCCAUAGUAAGGGUGAUGGUAAUAGUAAUGGUAAUGGUAACGGUAACAAUAACAGUAAUGGUAAGGAUCACGGUGAUGGAAAUGGUCACGAUAACGGUCACGAUAAUGGUUAUGGUCAUGGUAAUGGUGACGGUAAUCGUAAUAGUGACGGUUAUGGUAAUGGUGACGGUAACAAUCACGAUCACGAUAACGGUCACAGUUACUAUGAUGGUAAUGGUUAUAGUAAUGGUUAUGGUGAUGAUAAUGGUUAG
This is a messenger RNA of Vitis vinifera (wine grape), 2637 nucleotides long. RefSeq lists its product as uncharacterized. The transcript has 8 exons. Bases 1 to 2637 code for a protein of 878 amino acids. The record is from RefSeq and is a predicted model, not a curated record. NCBI's taxonomy places the organism in Eukaryota, Viridiplantae, Streptophyta, Magnoliopsida, Vitales, Vitaceae.